This is a messenger RNA of Prunus armeniaca (apricot), 1362 nucleotides long. The record is from the annotation of a GenBank genome assembly. Lineage: Eukaryota; Viridiplantae; Streptophyta; Magnoliopsida; Rosales; Rosaceae.
AUGGAAGUUGGAGCAUGCAUUAAAGGGUUUCGUUCUUCCAAGCUCCUAGUGAUAGUCGUGGAUGCCACUCAUUUAAAAUCCAAGUACAAGGGUGUUAUGAUCGGGGAUUUGGAGACGGAUGAAUCAUGGCAUUGGUUUUUCACUAAACUUCUUGAAGUCAUUAGUGAGUGUCGCAAUCUUGUUAUCAUUUCUGAUCGCAAUGUUAGCAUAGAGAAUGUGUGGAACAAAGUUUUUCCAACGGCGCAACAUGGCAUAUGCUUUUGUCAUAUGAAAGGGAACAUGAAACGCACUUGCAAGUUGAAAAAGCAUGAUCAAAUACUUAUGCACUUUGAGCAGGCUACGAAAUCUUAUUCCAUUUCUGAGUUUGAUUGUCAUUUUCAAAAUAUCAAGAGAAAGGAACAUGUUGCUCAAUAUCUUGAACAUGCAGGGUUACAUAAGUGGUCUAGAGCUCACAUGGAUGGACGCCGCUGCAAUGUAAUGACAACAAAUAUUGCGGAGUCAACAAACUUAGUCCUUGGGUUUGCAAGGAUGCUGCCAGUGGUUCAUUUGAUAGGAGAAAUUAUUAAUCUCCUUGUGAAAUGGUUCAUCGAAUGUCAUCAGUUGGCUAUGAAUUGCACAACAACAUUUUGCCCUAAUUUUGGCGAGAAGAAGUUGAGGAAUAGGUUGGAGGAUGCUACAAGGAUGAAUGUCAUUAAACUAAAUAAUGUACAGUUUAAUGUUUUGGAUAGUGAUAUGGACGGCCUCGUGGAUUUGACGAACAAUAGUUGUAGUUGUAGAAAGUUUCAGCUUGAGCAGCUACCUUGCAAGUAUGUAGUUGCAGUUUGCCGCUUCUUAAAACUAAAUUUUAAUGUUUUGGAUAGUGAUAUGGACGGCCUCGUGGAUUUGACGAACAACAGUUGUAGUUGUAGAAAGUUUCAGCUUGAGCAGCUACCUUGCAAGCAUGUAGUUGCAGUUUGCCGCUUCUUAGAACUAAAUGUAUACUCGAAGGCUUCUCAGUAUUACACUUGGAAUACCUGGUUGGAUGCUUAUUCAAAUAUCAUAUACCCAGUACAGCCUCACAAAAUGUGGGUUAUUCCUGAACAUGUUCGAAGUCGAGUUGUGCUGCUUCCUAUGGCAAAGGUCAUGCUAGGCAGAUGGAAGAAGCUAAGAAUUCCCUUGCAAGGAGAGGGCACCAUUACAAGAAAGUGCUCAAGGCACUCCAAGUUUCCCAACCUCAACCCAUUCACUCCAUCAUGUGCCCCAAUAAAAUCCACCACUUGGUUGGUGACAACCACCGCCAACCCAAACUUAUUUGCUAAAGCCUUCCCAGAUAUCUUGAAGAACAUUUCAUACCACCGUUUCAAAUCUUCCGGUGUCGUCUAA